AUGAACUUCGACCCGACGCUCGACUUGGAGGGCCUUCCUGCCCUUCAAAAGCCCUUCACGCGGACUCCCGGUCUCUUGAUCGCGCCUCUCAAGUCGCCUUACUACGAGGGCUCUAGCGGUGUCUUCAUGCGCCUCAGCAGCGACCCGAUCGACAAGCGCAUUGGGCUUUUGACGUGCGCGCAUGUCUCCCGCCCGCCUCCGAUCUUCGCGAACAUGGACUACACGUAUAAGGAAGGGACCCAUCCGCGUGAGGACGUCGUUCUCCUCGGCAUGAAAGCGUUCAAUGACGCAGUCGGCGACAUCAUGAGGUUCAUUGGCAACCAGGUGGGCGCCAUUUCCGCCUGGGAGUUGGCCCUCACCAGCGUCCCGGCGUGGAAGGAGAACGAGGCCAGCAAAAUCACAGCAAAGCGCGACGAGCUCAACAGCUUGAUCAACGGUGCCAAGACCAAGAUCGAGGACGCCAACGAACUCCACACCUACGUCACCAAGAACUUCACGGCGACUGAAUUGCGCGUCUUCGGCUUCGUGCUUCACUGCGCCAAGAUCGAGGUCGGCGUGGGCGGGUACAUGUACGACUGGAGCAUCGUUCAGUUGGAUAACGACAAGAUCGAUCUGGACAAGUUUAAGGGCAACAAGCUGUUCAUUGGCGGGAACAAGACCGCCGCUGACUGGAAAAAUUAUAUGUUCCCCCAACCCAACGAUCGUCGUGGUUUCAACAUGCCCAAGGACAUGCUCCUCCCUCUCAAGGGUUACGUCCCCGAGGCUGAGUUACGCAACCCACAGAACCUCGACAUCCAUAACCUGAAGGCUCUGCUCGCCGUCAAGAACGGAGGCGCGACCGGCACCACCUUCGGGCGCGUGAAUGGCCUCGAGUCCGUCACUCGCAAGUACAUCGACUACGGCAUCCGAUCCGAGAAGGCGCUCGAGUUCAUCGUCUGCGGCUACGACACGAAGACGGGCGACAACGCCAAGUUCUCCGACGCCGGCGACUCUGGCUCGAUUGUCGUGGGCAGGGACGGACGUCUCAUUGGCCUGCUCACGGGCGGCGGAGGCCCGACUGACAAGACUGACAAGACGUAUAUCACGCCCUUCUACGCGCUCAGGAUCGUCAUGAACAAGAAGUUCCCCGGCUGCCACCUCCUCAACCUCGAAGAAGCCUAA
This is a messenger RNA of Cyclocybe aegerita, 1161 nucleotides long. The record is from the annotation of a GenBank genome assembly. Lineage: Eukaryota; Fungi; Basidiomycota; Agaricomycetes; Agaricales; Hemipholiotaceae.